Messenger RNA from Theobroma umbraticum, 1143 nucleotides. NCBI's taxonomy places the organism in Eukaryota, Viridiplantae, Streptophyta, Magnoliopsida, Malvales, Malvaceae. The record is from RefSeq and is a predicted model, not a curated record.
AUGAAAAACCUAGUGAUUGACUGCCUCCCUUGUUUUAGAAAAGUGACAAGAUGGUUAGUGCUAAGAAGCUUAUCACGUUGGCAAAAACUGGCAGCAAUUAAGAGGACAACAAUCACGUUUUCAAGAGCCACCGGGGAUGAUGACAAAAAUAGUUGCAGCACAUCAUCAAUGGUCGAGAAGGGCCACUUUGCGGUGUAUAGUGCUGAUGAGAAGCGCUUUGUGCUUCCCUUGGAAUAUUUGAAGAACGAAAUUGUCAUGGAGUUGUUCAAUUUGGCAGAAGAGGAGUUAGGACUACCUAGCAACGGAAACCUCACCCUGCCUUGUGAUGCAGCCUUUAUGGAAUAUGUAAUUCGGUUGAUAAAAAGGAAAGCAAGUAAAGAACUGGAGAAAGCAUUGCUCAUGUCUGUAUUGAGUGACCGUUGCUCAUCGUCAUUGUAUCUCUAUCAGCAAGAAACAAGCCAACAGUUUCCAGUAGGAAGUGGCCUCAUCAACAGGACUGUCUUUGGCUCUGUAAUCAUAUAUUCAUCCAACUCUCAUUGCCAACUAGUAACGCAGCAACAGCCUUCAGAUUCCUACUAUCUCAAAGUCUCUCCUCCUUUGUUUUACAAUCUUCUCUCUGUUUUUAUCCGUAACAGGAUGAUCAGUGCUAAGAAGCUCAUCAAAUUGGCAAGGAAAUGGCAGAAACUGGCUGCUGUGAAGCAAAAAAGGAUCACAUCGUGCGAGACGACCCUUGGAAAUGCUGGCACAAAUAGAUGCAGCACAUCAUCAAUGGUUGUGAAAGGUCAUUUUGUGGUGUAUAGUGCUGAUCAGAGGCGCUUUGUUCUUCCUUUGGAAUAUCUGAAGAAUGAAAUUGUGAGAGAGCUAUUCUCGCUGGCUGAAGAAGAAUUUGGGCUACCAAGCAAUGGGCCUCUCAUGUUGCCUUGUGAUGCAGCUUUUAUGGAAUAUGUAAUUUCUUUGAUAAACCGACAUGCAACUAAAGAUAUAAAGAAAGCAUUGCUCACGUCCAUUGCCAGUGGUCGCUGCUCAUCAUCUUCGUAUUAUCAUCAACAAGCAACAAAUCAACAAUUACUAAUCAGCAACUUCUAGAGCAAAAUGUGUUUCAAUUUUGUAACUAGACGAUACUCUGUACAAUUGAGAGGCUAA